UGAGCCUGAUGCUGCUGAACAUGUCCAUAGUCAGCACCUCACUCCCCGCCCGCUCAGACUCUCCGCCGGAAGUUAUCGUCUCCUAGCGACCGGCAUUAAACAAUAUGGUGGCGCAGAGGGGUGACAAUGAGCAGCCCGCUAGUUACGUUAGGGAGGUCCCGGAGGAGUAAGAUCCUAGGCGACCACCACGAUCACCUGGGGAAGCCCAUGGAUGUCCAGAUGUCCCGGGAGACCCCAGCUGCCAGAGACCAGAGAAGAGCUGCCCCCUUUAAAGACAAUGCGGCUUAUCUAGUUGCAAGUCUUCCAUCCAGCAACAGUUUCCCUCAAGAGAAGGUACAGUUCACACUUGGGAAGGAACACGGAUUGAGUGACUUUGAUCUGUUAAGCAGUACUGUAAAAAGAGUCAGUGAGUUGGAGACACGAGUAAAACUACAAGCACGAGAAAUCCAGCUGAAGGAUCAAGAGAUUGCUGCCUUGGAACAGAAGAUCAAGAAAUUGCAAACACGAAGGACAGACAAUCCACCAGUGGACAAGCAAGUAUACGAGCUUGAGAAAAAAUGUCAGGAACUGCAGAAGAAAGUAAAUGACAUGGAGCAUUUUCUUAGUGAUUAUGGACUUAUUUGGGUCGGAGAUGAAGGUCCAUCUGAAUCUACAGAGCAAAUGAUUCCACAAAGCAAUGCAGGUCAAUCUUCCUACAGUUUCCAACCAGAUUUUGAUCUUAUCCUUGAGAAUAUUCAGGAUUUGAAUGUGCUUGGAGGAGAAGGUGUAUCACAUGUAGAGUAUAAAGAGGGGGCAGCACGUCUGAGGUCACCUGAGUCUGUACCACUCACUUUAUAUAAAAAUGGAAUCCUUAUGUUCCAGGGGCCAUUUCGUUCCUACCAAGAGCCAUCAACACAGCAAUGCCUGAGGGACAUCAUGGAUGGAUAUUUUCCUUCAGAACUGCAGACACGCUUUCCUGAUGGAGUACCUUUUCAGGUUACAGAUAUGCGGAAUGUUGUAUUCAAUGAACGUCGGUCAUGGGAUCAAUUUCCGGGUCCUGGUCAAAGUGUUGGGUGUGCAGAGAAAAAUCUCGUUAAGACUAGUGAGAAACCAGGCCCUCGGCUUUCUGUACAACAAUUCUUAAACAGACUCCCUAAAUCUGUUAUCCAAGGUGGUCGUGUCAUUGAUGUUCAGGGUCCCAUUAGGGACAAUCUGCUGGGGUCCAACGCAGAUGAGAAGACACAAGAGAGCCUUGUGGAAUCUCCACUUGUGUUGUCAAUGGAUAAUGGACCCCAAGCAAAUGCAGUUGUGUGUACCCUAAGAGUCAAGUCUGAGGCUGGAGACCACACUUACAAGGUGCGAAUGUUGCACUCUGAGACCAUUGGAGAUCUACGGUUCUACCUUUCACAACAUAGAUCUUGUGACAUUUCAUCCUGUGAUAUCAUCAGUCUAUUUCCACACCAUGUUUAUGACCACAAUGCUUGUACUCUGCAAGAGGCUGGCCUUGUACCCAAUGCAUUGCUCCUACUUCGAAAGAAGAAGCCCAAAGAUCCUGAAAAUCAGGAGCCACUCCGGCUGACCAAGCAGCUGCAAUGUGAUUUAUAAGCGCUAAUGUAUAUGUAAAACUGAUGACUAUUGUAAUAUAUUUCUACAUUUAAGGUAGUGUGCACUAAUUUAUGCAGGAAAAAAAACAUGCAAAAAUUGUAUUGUAGCAAGUAUAUCUGCAUAUUUUUCAUAUCAUUUUCUACAAUCAUUUAAAGCAAAAAAGAUUAGCUAAUGUCAACGACUAUGGGAUUACUGGAGCAAAGACUACUUACUGCUCAACCACUUUCCUACCUGUAGGCUUCCUUCACACAGUAAAAAUUGCCACAAAAACUGCACUUUUCUUGUACUACACCACAAAAACUGCAUCUUGGAGGACAUUUAUUUUUGUGAUAUUUUCCCCAUCUGGCCUUUUUUCAUUACAAGUCAUAUGAUUUAAAGUUUUCUAGUAAAGAAUAUAAAAGGUGGGGAGACAAGACCCAAGAAGAAUGCAAAAACAUGUUUGUUAAACUUUUAGUCUAUAGGAGGAAAAAUGUCAGCCUACGGCACGCUGUGUUUUGGAAAGACUGCCUCUGAAAACUCCACAAAACAAACAAAAAUUAGUUAUAGGAUUUUAUACUUCCGUAUUGUCUUCUAUAACAUGUGAAUGCAUUGCUUUUCUUCAAGAAAAACAAAACAUGUGAAAACUCCUAUCAUACCAUAAAUUAUUACUGUAGUUGCUAACAACCUGUUUCUGCUGGGAUAAAUAACAGUGGAGACACUCAUACAUGCUGAUGUUACUACCCCUUUUGGAAACUCAGGUCACUUUUAUUGCAGGUUUUGUGGCAGACAUGCACAAAUUAUAUAUUUUUUAAACUGUAAAUUUUUAUUAAAGAAUUUUCAUAGGUACAAAUCAAAAAACACUGCAUAGACAGCCUACAGCCCGUUAACAAUCGGAGCAAAACAAAUAAGAGAACUUGCAAGUAAUAGGGCCAGGGCAAGCUAGUCCAGCAACUAAAACACUCCACCAGCCCCCGGUACCAACAUGUAAAUCCAUAACUAAAACAGCCGUCGGAAUAUAUAGUAAAAAACAGACCAUGUCCACACGGCAGCGCAUAUAGGAAAAAGGCCCGAGGGUCACAUACAAAAAAAAAUAAAAAAAAUAUGCAAAAAUGCAAAACCAACAUUGCUUAAUAAAACAAAACAUGCUAAGUAGACCACUAACAAGUAAAAAAAAAAAAAUGCCUAAAUCUAGAGUGAAGUAAGACUACCUUUUCCAUAAGUCAAAUCAAAAUGAGAGGAUCUCCCUUCUGAAAGCCAGGAUGUGGGGCUGAUUAGAAAGCGCAUAUUUCACUCUGCACGCCGCUUCAUGUUUUCACCUGUCCGCUUGACUGGCUGGCCACACUUUGACAAGGGUAACAGAAGACUAACUUGCUGGUGUCAAUGAUCAUCAGAACAGCUUCAUUUGUUAAAUGGAUUAUAUUUCAGUACCAGACAGGUACAAAGACAGUGGUUC
Messenger RNA from Hyla sarda, 3016 nucleotides. RefSeq names its product UBX domain protein 11 (gene UBXN11). NCBI's taxonomy places the organism in Eukaryota, Metazoa, Chordata, Amphibia, Anura, Hylidae. The record is from RefSeq and is a predicted model, not a curated record. The transcript has 14 exons. Gene Ontology annotation, biological process: proteasome-mediated ubiquitin-dependent protein catabolic process. The coding region runs from base 127 to 1584 and encodes 485 amino acids. Gene Ontology annotation, molecular function: ubiquitin binding.